Schizosaccharomyces octosporus yFS286 is the source of this 976-nucleotide messenger RNA. RefSeq names its product ribosomal protein subunit S8. The record is from RefSeq and is a predicted model, not a curated record. The coding region runs from base 116 to 574 and encodes 152 amino acids. Gene Ontology annotation, molecular function: structural constituent of ribosome. The transcript has a single exon. Gene Ontology annotation, cellular component: ribosome. Lineage: Eukaryota; Fungi; Ascomycota; Schizosaccharomycetes; Schizosaccharomycetales; Schizosaccharomycetaceae. Gene Ontology annotation, biological process: translation.
GCGAGAAACAACUUUUUAUCACUCCUUUGCUGGAUUCGUUCAAAGGGCUUUUUUGUUUUUCCUAUACAUUUUUUGAAAUUUAAAGCUUCUUUUCCGAGUAUUCGUGGUUUUCUCGAUGCAAUUGCACUUUGUAUUUUCGCAUUUGCAAAACUCAUUCCGUGCUGGAAAAGCGAUGGCAUGUGUUCCCAACUGCAGAAGCGUUUUGGAACUUAGUGCUGCUUUAUACCAUCAAGGAUUUAUCAGCUCAAUUCAACGUGGUCAUAUUCAGGGACCGGAUUUGGUGCCAACGCCGACUACUAGAAGCAACGUUGCUGAGAGGAGGCUGUGGCUGUCUUUGAAGUAUUUUGAAGGAAAACCUGUUAUGAAAUAUAUUCGAGGGGUAUCCAAACCGAGCCGUAAAGUGUACAUGACCCCUAGUGAACUUCUAAACUUUUCUAAAGGAAGAACGGUUAGUUUUGUUCGAGGACUGGAGCCUGCUGAGGUAGCUAUUGUGGAAACAAAAAAAGGAAUCAUGGGUUUGGAAGACGCUAUUCGUGAACAGCUGGGUGGCCGUGUUUUAUGCCGUGUGAAAUAGAGUCUAAUCUUGUAACAAGAUUAAAAGACAGAGAAUAUUCUUGCUUGCCUUUUUCUUCUCCCCUUUCCUUUUGAAUUAUCUUAAGUAAUGCUUUCAUCCCUUGUGGAUUAUAAAAACUACUAUUCCUUGUAACGAUGGAACCAAUACAUCCAACCUUUGUAUCUGUUUUUUUUUUGUGCGUGCUCCUCUCCUUCUAAUAAUAUUUCCGAAGAAGCACAGAAUCCUAUUAUCUUGCUCCCGAAAUUUUUGCUUUGUUCCUUUUCUCAUCCGAUUAAUAACGGGAAAUGAUACCUUGCACCGAUUUCAUUACCAUUCUUUCCUCCUAUACAUAAGGGUAUUGCGUAACAGUAGAGUUGCAUAUCAUAUAUCUUCAAUGAAAAUCACUCUUCCUUUUGUUUCUUA